This is a messenger RNA of Sphenostylis stenocarpa, 1836 nucleotides long. The record is from the annotation of a GenBank genome assembly. NCBI's taxonomy places the organism in Eukaryota, Viridiplantae, Streptophyta, Magnoliopsida, Fabales, Fabaceae.
AUGAUGGGUAUGUUUCAUAGGUACAUAAAUUCUCAAAUAAAAAUGAUGGGUAUGUCUCAUAAGUACAUAAAUUCUCUGAAAAACCCUUCAUUUUCACUGUGCGCCUACCAUUAUCGUCGCAUCUUCAGAAACAAAGUUCUCGCACAAGUUGAAACCACACUUCAGGCAACAAGGUUUUCACCCUCUCAUUACUCUGCUCAUUGCAAAAGGCCAUCAUUAUCUGUUAAUAAUACUUCUAUUCUGCACUUCAUUCAAUAUUCCUCGUUCUUGAACUAUUAUAUUGCUUGUUAUAUCCCUAAUCGUUAUUAUUGUUCAGAAACUGUUUCCAUGAAUCAAGAUUAUAGUUGUUGUGAGAGUGAUGUUGAUAAGAUGUAUAGCUCAAUGAUGGAGGGUAAUGGGUUAGAAAGUGAUGUUGAUAAGAUGUAUAGCACUAUAAUGGAUAAUUUAAUUGGAUUUAACAAUUUGGAGGAGGCUCUUGGCCAAUUAGGGAUCCCAUUGUCCACCCCUUUGUUUACUGGGGUACUGCAUAGGCUUAGAUAUGAUGAAAAAAUUGCAUUUAGGUUCUUCACUUGGGCCGGUUAUCAAGAGAAUUAUUCACAUGAGCCUUGUGCUUAUAAUGAUAUGAUGGACAUCCUAUCUAGUACUAAGUACAAGGUGAAACAGUUUCGGAUAGUUUGCGAUAUGUUGGAAUAUAUGAAGAGGAAUAACAAGAUUACGGUUCCGGUUGAAGUUCUGAUGAUGAUUUUGAGAAAUUACACUGAGAAGUAUCUUACUCAUGUGCAGAAGUUUGCAAAGAAGAGGAGGAUAAGGGUGAAGACACAACCAGAAAUAAAUGCAUUUAACUUGCUAUUGGAUGCUCUGUGCAAGUGUUGUUUGGUUGGGGAUGCUGAAACUCUAUAUAAGAAAAUGAGGAAAACGGUCAAGCCUAAUGCAGAAACGUAUAAUAUAUUGAUUUUUGGGUGGUGUAGGGUUAGAAACCCAACUAGAGGGAUGGAACUAUUGGAGGAAAUGAUUCAACUUGGUCAUAGGCCUGACAAUUUCACAUACAACACUGCCAUUGAUACAUAUUGCAAAGCAGGUAUGAUAACAGAGGCUGUGGAUCUUUUUGAGUUCAUGAGAACAAAAGGUUCAACUAUAUCUUCUCCCACUGCAAAGACUUAUGCAAUUAUAAUUGUGGCUCUUGCCCAAAAUGAUAGAAUGGAGGAGUGUUUUAAACUUAUUGGGCAUAUGAUUUGCAGUGGUUGUCUUCCCGAUGUUACAACAUAUAAGGAAAUAAUUGAGGGAAUGUGUGUGUGUGGAAAGAUAGAUGAAGCUUACAAGUUCUUGGAAGAGAUGGGAAACAAGGGUUACCGACCAGAUAUUGUUACUUAUAAUUGUUUUCUCAAGGUCCUUUGUGACAAUAAGAAGUCUGAGGAAGCCCUUAAACUAUAUAAAAGAAUGAUUGAAUUGAGUUGCAUUCCUAGUGUUCAGACUUACAACAUGCUGAUUUCGAUGUUUUUUAAGAUGGAUGAUCCUGAUGGGGCAUUUGAGACAUGGCAGGAAAUGGACAACAGGGGUUGCAGACCAGACAAUGACACAUACUGUGUGAUGAUCGAGGGGCUAUUUAACUGCAAUAAAAUGGAAGAUGCUUGUUUUCUUUUGGAAGAAGUGAUAAACAAAGGAAUAAAGUUGCCAUAUAAAAAGUUUGACUCCUUUUUGAUGCAACUGUCAGUGAUUGGCGAUCUCCAGACAAUUCAUAGGCUCUCAGAACAUAUGAGGAAAUUCUACAAUCAUGGCAUGGCUAGACGUCAUGCACUAAGCCAGAAGCGUAAGAGCAUGAGUUUAAGAGGGAGAUAA